CUGCAUAGAAAGCAAGACAUACGAUUUUACCUAUACAUUUGAUUUUGUUUGUAUUCUCUGUUUCCCUCUUCUCUUCUGUCUCUUGAAAUGGACGUUUAAUAACUUUCCAUCUCCUUCUCCGUCUAUUUUUGCCAUCCAUUCCCUAGCUUUCUCCGCCUCGUUUUCUUUGCUCAACCUAUUUAACAGGUGAAAUUUUCCUGCCCGCUUUCUCCAGGAUAGCAAACCUGUUUCUUCUCUUAUAUUCCCUUUGCCGUGGCAGUUUUGGCUUCUGGGUUGUUGUCUUCUUCUCUUCUUUGUCUGUCCCAGAAUGGCUACUGCCGUAUUCCACCGAGCAGUUGGAACUCUUCAAUCCUGUCAGCUUCACUACAAUUCUGGAGUUCAUGACUCUGGAAACUUUCUAGUUAGGUUGGUUCCCAAACCUUUCAUUGUUGACAUUAGACUGUCAAAGAGAGGGAAUUAUGGCUCUGGAGAGAGGAAAUUCUGUGUAAUUCAGGCCUCUACCUCUUCAACUUCUGUUUCUGAUCCUGUUUCAUGUCCCUCAAAUAACAACACCCGUGAAUCUAGGAAGAAAUCAAAUGAAGCGGCUUUAAUACUCAUUCGCCAUGGUGAGUCAUUGUGGAAUGAGAAGAAUCUCUUCACAGGUUGUGUUGACGUGCCAUUAACCAGAAAGGGUGUGGAAGAGGCAAUUGAAGCUGGUAAGAGAAUCAGCAAUAUACCUGUGGACGUGAUAUAUACAUCAUCACUGAUUCGGGCACAAAUGACUGCUAUGCUUGCCAUGACUCAGCACCGCCGCAGGAAGGUGCCAAUUAUCAUUCACAAUGAGAGUGAACAGGCAAGGACAUGGAGUCAAAUAUACAGUGAAGAUACAAUGAAGCAAUCAAUUCCAGUUAUAGCAGCUUGGCAAUUGAAUGAGAGAAUGUAUGGGGAAUUACAAGGUCUCAACAAGCAGGAAACAGCAGAUAGAUUUGGGAAAGAAAAGGUUCAUGAAUGGCGUAGAAGUUAUGACAUACCUCCACCAAAUGGUGAGAGUUUGGAAAUGUGUGCUCAAAGGGCUGUUGCCUACUUUAAAGAAAGUAUUGAACCCCAACUUUUGUCUGGAAAGAAUGUAAUGAUUGCUGCCCAUGGGAAUUCAUUAAGGUCCAUCAUCAUGUAUCUUGACCAAUUAACUUCCCAGGAGGUAUGAGCCAAAUUUCUUUUCUGUUUGAGAUGUUAGUAUGUUGCCUUUUUUAGGGAGUUCAUUUAUGUAUAUACACAAGCUUUAUUCAUUUUGAGUUACAAAUUAUUGGACAGGUUAUCAGUUUAGAAUUAUCAACUGGUAUACCGAUGCUUUAUAUUUUUAAAGAGGGUAAGUUCAUCCGGAGGGGAAGUCCUGUGGGACCAAUGGAGGCAGGAGUAUAUGCUUAUACUAGGGGUUUGGCUCUUUACAGGCAGAAGUUAGAUGAGAUGUUGCAUUGAUGUCUUUUAAGGUCUUUCUUCCAUGGCAUAGCCAAAUUCAAUCGUAUCAAUGUUAUAUUUAGGUUUUAGGAAAAUAACAGUCCACUUUGUGGCAAUUGAAGCGAAAUUUAUGGAUGCACAUCUGGACUAUAGUUGAAAAGGUUAGGUACUGUUCUUGUGAGUUUUUUGGUGUGUCCCUGCCCAUGUCUGUAUCUCAGGUGGCAGACCUAUGUGUUUAUGUGAGUCUGAGAGAUCUCUUGUUCAAAAUAUCAUGUAAUAUAUAUAGACAGAAAUGAGAAAAAGUUCACUUUUUGCGGUGAAAACCGAUGGUGAGAAUCUCAUUCU
This is a messenger RNA of Rubroshorea leprosula, 1779 nucleotides long. NCBI's taxonomy places the organism in Eukaryota, Viridiplantae, Streptophyta, Magnoliopsida, Malvales, Dipterocarpaceae. The record is from the annotation of a GenBank genome assembly.